Molecule: messenger RNA, 5246 nt
Organism: Homo sapiens (human)
Lineage: Eukaryota; Metazoa; Chordata; Mammalia; Primates; Hominidae
Gene: ARHGAP45
Product: Rho GTPase activating protein 45
Exons: 24
Coding region: 1202-4624 (1140 amino acids)
Biological process (GO): regulation of small GTPase mediated signal transduction; signal transduction
Cellular component (GO): cytoplasm; cytosol; ruffle membrane
Source: RefSeq, a predicted model, not a curated record
AGGGCCGGGCCAGAAGCCCAUCCGACAUCCAGCUGACCCUCACCCUCUGACCCCAGCCCUCAGCGCCAUGAGUCGGGGGCAAAGAGUUCUCAAGGGUCUGCUGGGCUGGGUUUGCACUUGGACCUGGGCCUGGAGAGCCAGACUUGGAGCAAGGGGCUGUGGCCUUCAUGUCCUGUGCCCCAGAGAUCUGCCCCUCCCACCCGAGGCAGCCCAGGACCAGGUGGACGUGGGGACCCAGACGGACGUGGGGACCCAGACGGACAGGGCCCGGUAACCUGGAUUGUUCUGACUUCCUGGACGUCUUUGCCCCCAGGGUUUCGGUUCUGGGCCUCAGUUUCCCCACCUGUCCUCGACCUGACCCACUUCACGGGGCUGCAGGGCGGGUGAUGGGGGGGACCCUACUCUGCCCGGCCCUGCUGGGGCCCGGCCACACCCUAGGGUCUGCAGGAGAGGCGGUGGAGCGGGCUUGCCUUCAGGGAAAAGGGGGCUGCAGGGGCGCAGCUUCGGCCUGUGCGUGUGUCUGGGGUCUGAGGGCGAGGCUCCAGGGGCUUGGUGGCGUCUGAGCGCGUGUGGAGGUCCGGGUCUCUGCGUGUCAUCGUGCACGUGUCUGUGCACGCCCACUCGCGUCCGGGAGUGAGAGUCAGCGCCCUGCAGUCGGCCGCCCCGUGCCCGCCAGCGUCAGGCAGGGGCUCCCGGUCCCACCCCGCGAGCGGCGCGGCUCCGAGCUCCCGAAGGCGGAAGCGGGGGGCGCGGCCCGGGGCUGGGGGCGGGGCCUGCGACCUCACCUUCGCGCCCACUCCGCAGAGCCGCAGGCUGAGGCCGGGAAGGGUCGGGGGCGAGGCCGCGUCGCCGCCUCCCCGAAGCCUUUUCCUGUUGGGGGGAGGGCCCGCCAGUGACGGCCGGGCCUGUCACGUGGGCCUGACAGCUGGGGAGGGGGUGGCCGGCGACAAUGUGGUCCCGAAGCGGCCAGCGCCGGGAGCUGCAGCGCUGAGACCCCCAGCCCGCCCCCUCGGGCUCCCGGCCGGGGCCCCAUCAUGUUCUCCAGGAAGAAACGAGAGCUCAUGAAAACCCCUUCCAUCUCGAAAAAGAACCGCGCGGGAAGCCCCAGCCCGCAGCCCUCGGGGGUGAGUGGAGCCCGGGUGAGACCCGGAGCUGACGCCGGGCCGCAGGGGGACAGGGACCCGCCCUGUGCUCGGGGCUCAUGCUGGGGCGGCGGCUGGGGGCUCGUGCCAGCUACAGCCCCUACCGGGCGGGACGGCAGGGGCCACAGCAGAGAGGCCGGGACCCCGGCAUUCAGCUCACGGAGCUGCCCAGGAAGGAUGGGGCUGACGCGGUGUUCCCCGGACCAAGCCUGGAGCCGCCCGCUGGGUCCUCCGGCGUCAAGGCCACAGGGACCCUCAAGCGGCCCACCAGCCUGAGCCGCCACGCCAGCGCGGCUGGCUUCCCCCUGUCGGGUGCUGCCUCCUGGACACUGGGCCGGAGCCACCGGAGCCCACUGACAGCCGCCAGCCCGGGCGAGCUGCCCACCGAGGGUGCCGGCCCGGACGUCGUCGAGGACAUCUCCCAUCUGCUGGCGGACGUGGCCCGCUUCGCUGAGGGCCUUGAGAAACUUAAGGAGUGUGUGUUGCGUGACGACCUCCUUGAGGCCCGCCGCCCGCGGGCCCACGAGUGCCUGGGUGAGGCUCUGCGUGUCAUGCAUCAGAUCAUCUCCAAGUACCCGCUGCUGAACACCGUGGAGACGCUCACCGCAGCCGGCACCCUCAUUGCCAAGGUCAAAGCCUUCCAUUAUGAGAGCAACAAUGAUCUGGAGAAACAGGAGUUCGAGAAGGCCCUGGAGACGAUUGCUGUGGCCUUCAGUAGCACAGUGUCCGAGUUCCUCAUGGGUGAAGUGGACAGCAGCACCCUCCUAGCAGUGCCUCCUGGGGACUCGAGCCAGUCCAUGGAAAGCCUGUAUGGACCGGGCAGUGAGGGCACGCCUCCCAGCCUGGAAGACUGUGACGCCGGCUGCCUGCCCGCCGAGGAGGUGGACGUGCUGCUACAGCGCUGUGAGGGGGGCGUGGAUGCCGCACUGCUGUAUGCCAAGAACAUGGCCAAGUACAUGAAGGACCUCAUCAGCUACCUGGAGAAGCGGACGACGCUGGAGAUGGAGUUUGCCAAGGGCCUGCAGAAGAUCGCUCACAACUGCAGACAGAGCGUCAUGCAGGAGCCCCACAUGCCGCUCCUGUCCAUCUACUCGCUGGCCCUGGAGCAGGACCUGGAGUUCGGCCACAGCAUGGUGCAGGCGGUGGGCACCUUGCAGACCCAGACCUUCAUGCAGCCCCUGACCCUGCGGCGGCUUGAACACGAGAAGCGCAGGAAGGAGAUCAAGGAGGCCUGGCACCGUGCCCAGAGGAAGCUGCAAGAGGCGGAGUCCAACCUGCGCAAGGCCAAGCAGGGUUACGUGCAGCGCUGCGAGGACCACGACAAGGCUCGCUUCCUCGUGGCCAAGGCGGAGGAGGAGCAGGCUGGCAGCGCGCCGGGAGCAGGCAGCACGGCCACCAAGACCCUGGACAAGCGGCGGCGGCUGGAGGAGGAGGCCAAGAACAAGGCGGAGGAAGCUAUGGCCACCUACCGCACCUGCGUGGCCGACGCGAAGACGCAGAAGCAGGAGCUGGAGGAUACCAAGGUGACGGCGCUGCGGCAGAUCCAGGAGGUCAUCCGGCAGAGCGACCAAACCAUCAAGUCGGCCACGAUCUCCUACUACCAGAUGAUGCAUAUGCAGACGGCGCCGCUGCCCGUGCACUUCCAGAUGCUGUGUGAGAGCAGCAAGCUGUAUGACCCAGGCCAGCAGUACGCCUCCCACGUGCGCCAGCUGCAGCGGGACCAGGAGCCCGAUGUGCACUACGACUUUGAGCCCCACGUCUCCGCCAACGCCUGGUCCCCCGUCAUGCGUGCCCGGAAGAGCAGCUUCAACGUGAGUGAUGUGGCGCGGCCGGAGGCUGCCGGGAGCCCCCCAGAAGAAGGCGGGUGCACUGAGGGCACACCUGCCAAGGACCACAGGGCCGGGCGAGGACACCAGGUUCACAAGUCAUGGCCGCUCUCGAUCUCAGACUCGGACAGUGGGCUGGACCCCGGCCCUGGCGCAGGGGACUUUAAGAAGUUCGAGCGGACGUCAUCCAGUGGUACCAUGUCGUCCACGGAGGAGCUGGUGGACCCAGACGGUGGAGCCGGGGCUUCAGCCUUUGAGCAGGCUGACCUCAACGGCAUGACCCCCGAGCUGCCGGUGGCCGUGCCCAGUGGACCGUUCCGCCACGAGGGGCUGUCCAAGGCGGCCCGUACUCACCGGCUCCGGAAGCUCCGCACGCCCGCCAAGUGCCGCGAGUGCAACAGCUACGUCUACUUCCAGGGUGCUGAGUGUGAAGAGUGCUGCCUGGCCUGCCACAAGAAAUGUCUGGAGACGCUGGCCAUACAGUGCGGGCACAAGAAGCUGCAAGGCCGCCUGCAGCUGUUCGGCCAGGACUUCAGCCACGCGGCCCGCAGCGCCCCCGACGGCGUGCCCUUCAUCGUCAAGAAGUGCGUCUGCGAGAUCGAGCGGCGGGCGCUGCGCACCAAGGGCAUCUACCGGGUCAAUGGGGUAAAGACACGCGUGGAGAAGCUGUGCCAGGCCUUCGAGAACGGCAAGGAGCUGGUCGAGCUGUCGCAGGCCUCGCCCCACGACAUCAGCAACGUCCUCAAGCUCUACCUGCGUCAGCUUCCCGAGCCGCUCAUCUCCUUCCGCCUCUACCACGAGCUCGUAGGGCUGGCCAAGGACAGCCUGAAGGCAGAGGCCGAGGCCAAGGCGGCGUCCCGGGGCCGGCAGGACGGCUCGGAGAGCGAGGCAGUGGCGGUGGCCCUGGCAGGUCGGCUGCGGGAGCUCCUGCGGGACCUGCCGCCUGAGAACCGGGCCUCGCUGCAGUACCUGCUGCGUCACCUACGCAGGAUCGUGGAGGUGGAGCAGGACAACAAGAUGACCCCCGGGAACCUGGGCAUCGUGUUCGGGCCCACGCUGCUUCGGCCACGGCCCACCGAGGCCACCGUGUCCCUCUCCUCCCUGGUGGAUUAUCCCCAUCAGGCCCGCGUCAUCGAGACUCUCAUCGUCCACUACGGCCUGGUCUUCGAGGAGGAGCCGGAGGAGACCCCCGGGGGCCAGGACGAGUCAUCCAACCAGCGAGCUGAGGUAGUCGUCCAGGUGCCGUACCUGGAGGCGGGCGAGGCGGUGGUCUACCCGCUGCAGGAGGCGGCGGCGGACGGGUGCAGAGAAUCCCGAGUUGUGUCCAACGAUUCGGACUCGGACCUAGAGGAGGCCUCCGAGCUGCUGUCCUCAUCGGAGGCCAGUGCCCUGGGCCACCUCAGCUUCCUGGAGCAGCAGCAGAGCGAGGCCAGCCUAGAGGUGGCUUCUGGCAGCCACAGCGGCAGUGAGGAGCAGCUGGAGGCCACAGCCCGGGAGGACGGGGACGGGGACGAGGACGGCCCGGCCCAGCAGCUCUCAGGAUUCAACACCAACCAGUCCAACAACGUGCUGCAGGCCCCACUGCCCCCCAUGAGGCUCCGUGGCGGGCGGAUGACACUGGGCUCCUGCAGGGAAAGGCAGCCGGAAUUCGUGUGAGCUGGGGUGGGGCUGGGACCACAGGUGGCUUCUCUCUUGCCUGCUCCUGUCCCUCCAGCACGUCCCCUGCACCACGGCAUAGCUUAGGUGCGCCGUCCUGGGGUCGCUGCCGAGAGCGCCUGGACUUCGACGUCCCACCAGCGGGCGCCUCCUCCCAGAGGCUUCCAGGAGCACGAGGGCCUUGCGGCACAGGACUGUGCCCUGUGCUGUCCCCUGCACCCCGGCUCAGCUGAGCUGGGGAACACUGCUGUCGUGUGAAGUCACAGUGGCCUUGUUGGUGCCCACAGGGCUGUGUGGAUGGAGGAAGCUGUCCCUGCCCAGUGCAUCCCCCAGGUCAUCACGGGGACGCAGGAGGCAGGCCCUGCCCUGCCCUCUCCUCACAGGUCUGUUGCAGGGACUCCAGAAACCAUUCUGGGAGCCGUGGAUGGGGGCGGAGCUGGGGUUUGGUGCAGUUUCCAGGGUGCAGUACAGCAGGGCCUGAAUACUGGCCCUGGACUCCCUUUUCCAGAACACCAGGUGUGGCCACCUGGGGCUCAGGUACACAGUGGGGUCUCUCGGAAGCCACCGUGUGGUUCUUUCACAGGCACGUUUAUUUUGCUGAAAUAAAAAGUUUUUAAUCGGG